Messenger RNA from Gloeophyllum trabeum ATCC 11539, 4110 nucleotides. Its product is annotated as ras GEF. Bases 168 to 3866 code for a protein of 1232 amino acids. The record is from RefSeq and is a predicted model, not a curated record. Gene Ontology annotation, molecular function: guanyl-nucleotide exchange factor activity; protein binding. Gene Ontology annotation, biological process: positive regulation of GTPase activity; Ras protein signal transduction. NCBI's taxonomy places the organism in Eukaryota, Fungi, Basidiomycota, Agaricomycetes, Gloeophyllales, Gloeophyllaceae. Gene Ontology annotation, cellular component: plasma membrane. The transcript is spliced from 10 exons.
GGGCUGCCGGUCUAGCAUACGAUCUGUCCCUGAUUCCAAGGCACAUCGACGGAGAUCCGAUUCUCGUGCGUCACGUAGCGUAGUCAAGGGCCCCAUCUCACUCUAAUUACCUGCUAACACACAUUUCUGUGUCCCCUGCAUCGUCGGACAGUUUCCUUCCUUGGAACAUGCCGCUAGCAGGCCUCAGAAUAGACACCUCCGUCCCCAAGCAUCCUGGCCCGACUUCUGGCAAGGGACGCCCGUCCCUCGGCCGCGGCGUCACGCCCAGCUCCGCCCGCUCAAAGAGCAGCCUGUCGGUCAGCUCGGUCAAGGACCGCAUGAGAAGUCCCUCCUCCGCCUCCACAUCCUCCACGCUCUCCCUAGUAACCCCACCGCUAUCCUCCGACUCGAAUGCGUCCACCGCGUCCCUCCAUGUCCCGCAGGCGUCGACGUCUUCGUCUGCCGCUGCCGGUCCGUCCAGGCGGCCCACCCAAGCUUCCACGCCCUCGUCCGCUGCUACUUCCCCGCGCACUUCAUCCGAGUUUGUUCUUGCUAUGCAUGACUAUGUCCCCCAAUCGAGUAGUGGGACGUACCUGUCCUUCCGCGCUGGCCAGAUUAUUCGCGUCCUAAACCGUGAUGCUAGUGGCUGGUGGGACGGUGAGCUCGACGGACGACGGGGAUGGUUUCCCAGCAAUUAUGUCUCUGCGCAUGUAAGUUCUCUAACAGAGGAGGAACUCCCAUCCAGCUCGCGUUGGCGGCCUGGGCAUGCGCACACCCAAUCCACCGUAUCCACUACCUCUUGGGCCAGCACGCCCUCACCCAGACACAAUCGCUUUUCCUCAGAAAUCGGCGAAUCUGAAUUCGACUCGUACUGCCCCCCGCUAAUGGUCCCCCUCCUCCACGGCAUGUCCGUCCUGCAAGCCUCCGUGCGCUCCAACCGCCCAUCCCACUUCCAGCCCUCGACCGCCUCGAUCAUCGUCUCCGUGCGCACCAUGCUCUCGUCCGUCGAGUGCCUCCAGCGCGACGCGCCGCGCCUCAAGCAGCACCCGCCGCUCGCGCAGGAGCGCGCGCAGGUGCUCGCGACGCUCGCCGCGCUCGUCGCGCAGACGAAGAAGGCAGGUGAAGAGACGGAAGACGAGGAGCGGGCCGAGUGCGAGACGGAGUCGAUGCUCAAGCUCGCGGGGCACCUCUUCGCGCACUGCCGCCGGUUUCUAGCGGUUGCCGCGCAGUGCGGGGUGCCCCUGCCUGACAGAAGGAGCUCGGCGUCGGACCAGAGCUUGCUUUCGGAGGGCGAGGAGGCGGAGAACCGGGCGAAGCCGGCGAGGACGACGAAUGGGAUUGUACAUAGACCGCAGAUGCGCCAGAGAGAGGUGACGGCGACGCCCCGCGCGGCGAGGAGUAUGGGAGACUUGCGCACGCCUAGGCAGGGUACGAGGCGCGCUUCAGAACAUGGGCACCACGGGGGCCAGUCCUCGAUCAGUAGUAUCUCAUCCACGUCUUCCUCUUCCUCCUCUCAGUCGAUCAAGACACCCCCAAUGCUGCAAUUCCCAACCGGCCCGACGCCCGCCGCGCAAGUGCUCGACGCGCUCCGGCACACACACGACCAGUACCUCUCCACCAUCGCAGCGUUCAUCGGGCACGCACACUCGCACUCGCGCAUGUCGCACGCGUCGAGCACGGGGCACAUGUACGACCUCGUGCGCGAGGUCGUCGACAUGGUGUGCAAGCUGCUGACGAUCGUCGAGGCGGUGAUGCAGCACCCCGCGCUGCCGCCCGCGAAGCUCGCGCAGCUGCGGGGCGCGCGCGAGGGGCUGUACAGCGUGACGACGGCGCUCGCGGACGCGGUGCGCAUGCUCACGAGCGCGAGCGGGAUGAGCGAGGAGGAGGAGAAGGCCGCGCUGCUCAGAUCGGCGACGGGCGCGCUCAAGGCGGGCGCGGACUGCGUCGCGGCGGUGAAGCUCUUCUUGAACCGCACGGCGGUGGGCGAUCGCGGGCUGGUGGUGCACCUGCCCGGACCGGGGCAGACGAGCCCCGUCGUGAGCCCGCGGACGAAGGCGGUGUUUGAGGAGGCGAAGGGCGAGGCGGGCCCCGCGGGGAUGCUCGGGCAGCGGCUCGUGGAGAUGGAGGACGAGGAUAUGACUAUCCAGGCGCGCACGAUCUCGACGGACGCGGGGACCCCUGGCGGGCGGGGCGAUGUCUCACAUCUGAAUGGCACACAGCCCUCACAGUCACCUCCACUGCGAGCACAAUCGCCCCGCGUAAGGGAUGGGCCGCCGGUGUUGCCGCCUUUGGAUAUCCCCGACGACCCGCCGCCACAGAGGCUGCAGACGCCUAGCUUGCUCAGCCGGACGGACGAUGGGACGACGUGGGAGGGGAGCCACCACCAGGAGGGCCCGCGCGGGCUGGAGGAGAAGCUGCUCAAUGGCGAGCUGCCUUCGAUACCGUCUUGCGAGCUACCGGGCCGCGACCCCUUGUCGUGGAUGCUCUCGCAUGAUUAUUCCCUGGAAGAUGUAGCGUACAACAGUGAUGGCCAUCUCGUCGGUGCCUCGCUUAAUGCCCUGGUGGAGAAGAUGACGCCGCACGACUCGCUUGUGGAUAUUACCAUCUCGGACGUGUUUUGGGGAACGUUUCGUUUGUUCUCGUCGCCAGCGGAGCUGCUGGAUGCUAUCAUUGCGCGCUACAAUCUUCAACCUCCUCCGAACCUGUCACAAGAAGAUGUGUACGUCUGGCAGCAGCGCAAGGGUAUGCCCGUGCGCCUGCGCGUGUCAAAUCUCAUCACGAAAUGGCUCGAGGCGAACUGGCGCGCAUCUACGGACAAACCAGUCUUGCCCGCCUUGGCGGCCUUCAACCGCGAUGCUCUGUCGCGGAUGUUCCCUGGCCCUGCGCAGCGGAUUCAGGAUCUUAUAGUCGCGCGUAGCCAAGAUCGGGAUUUGCAGCGAGACAGGCUGGUGGAUCGCAGUGCUGCGAUCAACCCUCCCUUUGCUCCUCCGCCGGAGAUUCCCCGUCCUGUCAUGAACAAGAGUUUGCUUUCUGCUCUGCGGAAUAAGAGCUUCACCUCGAUCGCGAUCACGGACUUUGACCCGACUGAGCUCGCGCGGCAGCUCACCCUCAUGGAAUGCAAUUUGUAUUGUGCGAUCCGGCCGGAAGAGCUGUUGGAGAUUGGACAGGAAGGCACGACGUCCCAUAAGAAUAUCAAGGCUGUCACUUCGCUCAGUACUGUCAUCACCGGUUGGGUGGCUGAGAGUAUCCUGAAUGAGCUGGACAUGAAGAAACGCGUGGGUCUCGUGAAGUUCUUCAUCAAGGUCGCCGAUCGCUGCAGUACUUUGAAUAAUUUCAGUACUUCGCGUUCUAUCCUGGCCGCCUUGGAUUCCUCGACGAUAUCACGUCUGCACCAGACAUGGAUGGGAGUACCCCAAAAGAACAAACUCCAGCUGGAAUCCCUACGGAAGCUAGCGGACCAUGCGCGUAACUAUCACGAGUAUCGGUCGAGACUCCGUAACACUGCACCGCCAGCAGUACCCUUCCUCGGUCUUUAUUUGACAGACAUCACUUUUUGCCGCGAGGGCAAUCCUUCGCAUCGCGCAUCACCCUUAGCACCCGAAAAGAAACUCUUGAAUUUCAACAAAUACCACAAGCUGCACAGGAUUGUGCAAGACAUGGUACGGUUCCAGGUGCCAUACAACUUGAAGGACAUUCCCGAGGCACAAGAGUACUUGCAUGCAGCUUUCGAAAGAUCGAAAUCUACUGGUGAUCUCCAAGAUUUAUACCGCCGCAGUCUGCUCGUUGAACCCAGGCAACCGGCCGAUACGCCCCCCGCAAGCGACGUGCGGCACCUCUUCACUUGGGCAUCACGCUCACAAUCCCAGCAAGCUACGCCAGCAUCAUAAUCUUAUUAGCAGUUAUGCGGACUACAUUUAAUCUUAUUCAUGCAUCUACAGACAGCCGGCCUUGGGACUAUGGCUUCUCAUGUGUUUCUAUCGUCCAUCGCUCUUUCUUGCACUCAGGCUAUCGUUUGCACUAUCUGUCAUCUCUACAUCCAAUUACUUGCUGUCUGUAUGUACUAGGUAUAUUGUAGAACUCUACCUGUUAGUAAUCAUACAUGCCUGCUUCUCAUACAACUGCAGAUCUGAA